Messenger RNA from Daphnia magna, 1162 nucleotides. Its product is annotated as zinc finger CCCH domain-containing protein 48. Gene Ontology annotation, cellular component: nucleolus. Gene Ontology annotation, biological process: ribosomal large subunit assembly. Gene Ontology annotation, molecular function: protein binding. The record is from RefSeq and is a predicted model, not a curated record. Lineage: Eukaryota; Metazoa; Arthropoda; Branchiopoda; Diplostraca; Daphniidae.
ACUUUGAAAAUAGUCAACAGUGAUCAGAGCUAUACCACACACUUGGAGGAAACAGUUUGAACUUUGAACAUCUUUUCGUUUAUCAUCGUUAAUUCUUAAUCUUCAAAAAAAACACAAAAAUGCCGCUGGAAAUUGCGAAAAUGGUGGCCGAUUCCGAACGGUCAAAAUGCGACAUUGAAUUUAUCGACGUCACAAACGAUCGUCUAUUCUCUUCGAGUGAAGGUGGAAAUGUCAAGGUAUGGAACAAGGAAGAUUUGAAAGUGGUGGACGAAUUGGAUGCUAAACAGUGUCCCAUCUGCUGUAUCGCCGUUAAGGGCAACCAACUUUAUGCCGGCACGUCUGGUGGUAAUAUUGUUGUCUGGGAUAUCGAGACGGCCACUGUUAUCAGAGAGUUAAACGAGCAUCAAGGCAGCGUAGCCAAGAUACGUGUGGUGGGGGACUUGAUCGUUUCAGGCGACACCGAAGGCAAGGUUCUCGUGUGGCAAGGCAACACGCUAAUUCACCUGUACGAAACAUGCGAAGAAGUCUGGGACUUUGACCUUACCGAUGAUCAUCUCUACUCUAUCCGUGACCGCGACCUCAUCGUCCAAAAGAUCCACAAAACGGAGCAUGGCCACAAAUUGACAACUACCAAAGCGUUGGAAGCUCGUGGCCCGAUGUGUCGACUGGACGGCAGCAUCGCCGUUCUCAGCCGAGACGGAAUGGAUAUCCACAUCAUGGAAGAUGAUAAGUCCCAAUUUAAGCGCAUCGGUAUCAUCAAGGGUCAAGACCGCAUGAUCAACGCUUUGGCAUGCGGCCAGCAACCAAAAGCUCACCUGUAUUCAGGCGGAUGGGACAACACGGUUCGCAGUUACGACCUCCAGACUUUCACCCCUCUGUCUCGAUUGGAUUUGGGUCAACCGAUCAAUUGCAUCCGGCCCGACCCUUCAAGCAGCGGCCACAUUUUCGUCGGAGGGAAUAACGGCCUUUUGUGCAAGAUCCUCGACAGGUGAAAAAAAAAAACUAAAAAAACACACUCAAUCACACACUGCUGAAUUUCUCCUCUUUUGAUAUUCAUCAACCUGUAUUCAAGGCAUUAUCGUGACGUAAAUGUAUACCUAUACUUGACAUUGUAUUACGCGUGUCUGCGUAGUUGAUAAAUAGAAUUGGCUCCAAAUUGGAA